GGCAAAGGCUAUUGGGAGGCAUGAAGGUUGAGGCUAGUCAGCCUCUUUAAGAAGUAUGCUUGUGAUUUCACAGACUAUGCAGUGGCCUCCAUGGCUAUGAUAAGCUUCCUGUUUGUGGCGGUGAUGUAUGUUGUCCAGCACCUGAUGUUUGUCAGUGACCGGAUGGACCUGGCCACAUUGGCCCGAAGCCGACAACUAGAAAAGGUAAUGAUUGAAGAGAUGCGGCAGCUGGAGCUAGAGUUUGAAAAGAGAACCCAAGAGGAGAAGAUGCAGGAGGAAGCUUGGAAACCAUUAGGAAUCGAGGAAGAAAAGCAGGAAACCAUUGAUAGGGAAAAAAGCAUCAGGAAAAACAAGGUACGAAGAGAAGAAUCAGAGAAGGUCCAGGUAUUCCAGACUGAAAGCUCACCGGGGCCUGUAGGCUGGAUGCUGGGAAACCUGUGGAAUGCAGGGCUCUUUGGUCUCUUUCUCCUCUUUGAGCUUCUCCGGCAGAAUAUGCAACAGGAGCCAUCUUUUGACUCCAGCAGUGAUGAGGAAGAGGAGGAAAGCACUGGGGAGACUGUUAAUACUGCGUGUACCUGGCUAUCUGACUUUCCGAAGCAGGAAGACUUGGAUUCCUUUUUGGAGCAGAACCUCGAAAACAAUAUCCGCGACCUGCCUAGUACCUGUGAAUUCGUGGAGAGCUUUGUGGAUGACCUGAUAGAGACUUGUCAGAUUGUGGGCCGGAAAGAGCUAUACCCCCAGCUGGAGGAUUGCUUGGGUAUAGGUCCUGCCUUUGAGAAAUGGGGUAUUGGCCAAGAUGCUCAUAGGUUUGAUGUGCUGGUGCCUUUAUCGCCUCCACAAAAUAACUCAUUCCGCGUAGAUAUGAGAGCCCCAGAAUCUGGUCAGCUCCGUUGUGGACGAGUGACGGUGGAGUCAGAGUGCGUAUGCAAGCGAGAAAAGCUUUUGGGGGAUGUGAUAUGUCUUGUACACCACUGGGAUCACAAUUCCCGUCCUGGAAAGUCUGCCAAUACCCUGAAGAACAACUUUUGUACUGGUUCAAACCUGGAUGUAUUCAAGAGCCUACAUUGGUUCCGAAGCAUGAUAGGAAAGGCCUGGGCUUUAGUGGCACAUAAAUAUGACUUUAAGCUUAGCCUUCCCUCUUCAGCCACCUCAUGUAAACUGAGGCUGGACUAUCGCUCAGGUCGAUUUCUCUUAAUCAACUUGAUCCUGGGAGUGCAACGGGAUGACACUCUGAUUUAUUUUGUGAGUCAGUCACCCGAACAAGAGAAACUGUCGAGCGUGGACUGGCCUGAGUCCUUUGCAGCCUGUGAGCACCUGUUUCUGAAGCUGGUUGGGCGGUUUGCCCCAGAGAACACUUGCCAUCUCAAGUGCCUCCAGGUCAUUUCAUAUCUCCAGAGCCUGAAGGCUCCACCCCAUGGGCUACAUCAACCCAUUCUCACCCCUUACCACUUCAAGACAGCCCUCAUGCAUCUCUUGCUCCGGCUGCCUCUUACUGAAUGGAAGCCUGAUCUAUUCCCCCAGCGGCUCCAGGACAUCCUCUGGUACCUCGGCCGUGGGCUACAGGAGAGAUGUCUUUAUCACUUCCUGAUUGGAAACACCUUUCUACCCCUCACCAUCCCAGUCCCCAAGAACUUUCGGAGUGUCAAGCCCUUCAACCUCUUUCGGCACCUCGAACUGGACUCUGUGGCACACUCCAAGGCAGUGACAGAGUUCCAUGACCUUGUGACCCAGGUGAAAUCUUUGUCUGGCUUACCAAUACCUGGUAGGGUCAUGUAAAGGCCAUUAAAAAUGGAUUACUGAAUUUUCUGGGCUCCUCUAGAGUGUCUGUUUUUCAGAUGUCUUAGCAGUCAGUAUCUGUGCCCUUUGAUCUGUCGGCACAAGCAUGUGCAUAGUUCACGAUCCUAGGCACAGGGAGCAGGAGGAGGCACUUAGAGAUGUCUCCCAGGAGCUUAUGAAAAUAGGAUGCCAGGCUACCCAAUACUAACUAACCUAGGCUGUGGCUUCUAAGGUUUUUCUACUGAUGUGUUUCACAACAUGACCAAAAGGAGACCAGGAAUAUAUAGGCACACCUGAGCACAUGUUUCGAUUUGAGAUCUAGUAGGAAACCAGGUCCUGAGAAACUAUAAACAUUAACAAUGAAAAAACGAGGAUAAGCUGAGUGGGAUACCCAUUUUACCCUGUUUCUGAUUAUGCACCUUGCCUAGUUUUCGCUUUGAAGUGAUUUCCUUAUGUGAACAGAAAGAACACAGAUUGUCACAUUCUGUAAAGUGCUUUUUUAACCAUAAAGCACUAUAUAAACAGGAAUUAUUUGUUACUGGAAUGAUUCCUCUAUAUCACCUCAUCCUAAGUAAAUGCUGUCAGGCUUUUGUUUUCAAAUUCACAUAGGAUCCAACUCUUCCUGUCUGAGUUUUUUCUACCUUCAAAAUUUCUAAUAUGCAA
This is a messenger RNA of Gracilinanus agilis (Agile Gracile Mouse Opossum), 2439 nucleotides long. It is a transcript of the gene ITPRIPL1, whose product is annotated as ITPRIP like 1. NCBI's taxonomy places the organism in Eukaryota, Metazoa, Chordata, Mammalia, Didelphimorphia, Didelphidae. The transcript has 2 exons. Gene Ontology annotation, cellular component: membrane. The coding region runs from base 91 to 1776 and encodes 561 amino acids. The record is from RefSeq and is a predicted model, not a curated record.